GGUUUGACGGAGAAAUUUGACUGAACAGUAUACUUGAUAAGAAACAAACAACGAAAAUCAACGAUACAAAGCAGUAACGAUAGAGGAGUAUAUAGUGUAGCUCAGCUGGACAAAUGCCGCCAUUGAACCUCAAAAACCACCCACCGGGUGGCAAUAAAUCUGUAAACAAACGCUUCAAAGUAAAGAGUUUUUUCGAGCAGUACGCAAAUUUGGAGUAUGCAAAGUAUUUAUUUUUGGAUCCGGCCGCAUUGCCUUUGGUCUCAGUUUUGAUAUUGUUAGCAGAGCUGAUCAUAAACAUCAAUGUGAUUUGGAGGGUCCCUUACACAGAAAUAGAUUGGAUCGCCUACAUGCAAGAAUGUGAGGGAUUUCUAAAUGGAACUUUAGAUUAUGGACAGCUGAAAGGUGAUACCGGCCCACUUGUAUAUCCUGCAGCAUUUGUCUACAUAUAUUCGGCGUUGUACUAUAUAACUUCAUAUGGACAAAAUAUUCGCUUAGCUCAAUACAUAUUUGCAUUUAUAUACCUUUUGCAAUUAUGGCUUGUACUGCGUCUGUAUACUAAAAGCCGCAAAGUUCCUCCAUAUGUGUUAUUGAUAAGUACCUUCACAUCAUACCGCAUACACUCUAUAUAUGUUCUGCGUCUCUUCAAUGAUCCCAUAGCAGUUUUGUUUCUGUACGCAGCAUUAAACUUGUUUUUUGAUCGGAGAUGGACUAUUGGUAGUAUCUGCUUUAGUGUAGCAGUAGGCGUUAAAAUGAAUAUUUUACUUUUUGCUCCAGCACUCUUGCUUUUUUACAUAGUUAAUUUAGGUUACCUAAAGACUAUACUGCAAUUAGCUAUUUGUGGAGGUUUACAACUACUUCUAGGAGCCCCAUUUCUCAUAACAUAUCCUAAGGCAUAUUUAAAAGGAAGUUUCGAUUUUGAACGCGUUUUUGAACACAAAUGGACAGUAAAUUAUAGGUUCCUUACGCGAUCAUUGUUCGAAAAUAAGGCCUUCCAUGCAUUUCUAAUCGUGGUACAUAUGUUCCUUCUCCUUUUAUUUGCAAAUUCAGCGAUCAUAUAUUUUAAGAGUUAUGUGCGUUUACGAGCACUACAAGAUCAGUUACAACCCCAAAUUGACCAAAAGAAUAUGGAAUUGGAAAAAAAUCGAAUUAACGAAGCUAAAAAUCGCAAAAAAAGCAAAAAAGUUACGGAAAAGGAUAGCGAAGAAGAGUUGACCCCUGAUCAACAGCAGUUCUUAAAAUCGUUUGAGAAAGGUCUACAAAAUAGCACUGGAUUAAAACCAAAUACCCAAGCCCCACCUCCAAUUCAAAAAUACCGUCAGAAGGUCUCGAUACAUUUUGAAAAAUGUUCACAAUUGGCCAUAUUACCAUUCUUUCUCUGUAACUUUCUUGGGAUGCUUUGCGCACGUUCCUUGCACUAUCAAUUCUACGUCUGGUAUUAUCAUUCAUUGCCCUACCUCAUAUGGUCAACAAAUUACAGCUUGGGUAUACGAUUUCUCUUACUUGGUUUGAUUGAACUGUGCUGGAAUACAUAUCCAAGUACGGAUUUCUCCAGCGGCUUAUUACACAUCUGUCACAUCGUAUUAUUACUUGGUGUGGGCAGCAAUUUCCUAAAGGCAACUAAACGAAGUGAAGUAAUGAAAUCAUUUGAAGAGAAACGAACUAAGGUCAAAGUUAAUUAAAUUUAAUGACUUCUAUCUAAAUACAUAUGUAUAAUUGAAAAAGUAGUUACAAUAAAACGCAGUACAUUAUAUUUA
Messenger RNA from Bactrocera tryoni, 1754 nucleotides. RefSeq names its product lethal(2)neighbour of tid protein 2 (gene Alg3). Gene Ontology annotation, molecular function: dol-P-Man:Man(5)GlcNAc(2)-PP-Dol alpha-1,3-mannosyltransferase activity. Gene Ontology annotation, cellular component: endoplasmic reticulum. Lineage: Eukaryota; Metazoa; Arthropoda; Insecta; Diptera; Tephritidae. The record is from RefSeq and is a predicted model, not a curated record. The coding region runs from base 114 to 1679 and encodes 521 amino acids. The transcript is spliced from 2 exons.